This is a messenger RNA of Toxotes jaculatrix (banded archerfish), 975 nucleotides long. Its product is annotated as trace amine-associated receptor 13c-like. Gene Ontology annotation, cellular component: membrane. Bases 1 to 975 code for a protein of 324 amino acids. Lineage: Eukaryota; Metazoa; Chordata; Actinopteri; Toxotidae. Gene Ontology annotation, biological process: G protein-coupled receptor signaling pathway. The record is from RefSeq and is a predicted model, not a curated record. Gene Ontology annotation, molecular function: trace-amine receptor activity. The transcript is spliced from 2 exons.
AUGGACGGAGCUGAACUCUGCUUCCCGCACCUCCUCAACGCCUCCUGCAGGAGGUCGGAGCCUCUUCGUGCCGAGGCUGUGCUCAUGUACUUCCUGCUGUUGUCCGUCUGCGCGCUCACCGCUGUCCUCAACCUGCUCGUCAUCAUCUCCAUUUCCCACUUCAGGCAGCUCCACUCCCCCGCCAACCUCCUGCUCCUCUCUCUGGCGGUCUCGGACUUCUUCGUGGGCCUCCUGGUGAAUCCCAUCGAAAUCCUCAUGACGUGGACCUGCUGGGUCCUGGGUGACCUCAUGUGUGCUCUGUAUUAUUUACUGCCUCUCACCCUUAUUGCCGCCUCUGUGGGAAGCAUGGUCCUCAUAUCAAUGGACCGCUACGUGGCGAUUUGUGACCCCCUGCGUUACUCCACCAGAGUCACGGGUAAAGUUGUUACCGUGGGUAUUUCUGUGUGUUGGACCUGUUCUGUCCUCUACAGCAUUUUCCUUGUAUACGAUCACCUGAAAGAACCGGGCCGGUAUAAUUCCUGCUACGGAGAGUGUGUGGUGAACGUUGCCGGAGACGUGGACCUUGUCUUUGCCUUUAUCAUUCCCAUUACAGUCAUCCUGGCUCUGUCCAUGAGAGUGUUUGUGGUGGCGGUGACGCAGGCUCGUGCCAUGCGCUCGCUCGUCACCGCCGUCGCAGUCCAGUGUCCGAUGACCCUGACGGCAAAGAAGUCUGAGCUGAAAGCCGCCAGGACUCUGGGUGUGAUCGUGGCUGUGUUUCUGAUUUGCUAUUGUCCGUACUACUGCCUGAACCUCACAGGCGGAAACAUCUUGAUCGGUUCUUCCACCGAGGCCUUCAUGAGCUUCCUGAUGUAUUUUAACUCCUGCCUGAACCCGGUCGUCUACACCUUCUGCUACCCCUGGUUCAGGAAAGCCGUGAAACACAUCGUCACCCUUCAGAUCCUGCAGCCCGGCUCCUGUGAGGCCAACAUCCUGUAG